Molecule: messenger RNA, 2819 nt
Organism: Epinephelus fuscoguttatus (brown-marbled grouper)
Lineage: Eukaryota; Metazoa; Chordata; Actinopteri; Perciformes; Serranidae
Gene: slc6a13
Product: solute carrier family 6 member 13
Exons: 15
Coding region: 127-1980 (617 amino acids)
Biological process (GO): sodium ion transmembrane transport
Cellular component (GO): membrane
Source: RefSeq, a predicted model, not a curated record
UGCACCAAAGUUUUCAGUUUGUCAGAUCUCCGCCCCUCUAUGAAUGUUAUAUAGUGAAACCUUAAGCGGCAGCAGGCCUUUAUUUGGUGGCCCACUCUUGUCUGGAGACUGUCAUUGUGCAGCAUUAUGAAAGGGGACACGGAAAACACAUCCAAGGUGGAGCCUUCCAAUGGGCACAGCAGGCCCCUGGACAUCGUUCCAAGUACAGAGGAGAAGAUGACAGACAGGGGUCAGUGGGGCAACAAGAUUGAGUUUGUUCUGUCAGUAGCCGGAGAAAUUAUUGGCCUGGGGAAUGUUUGGCGUUUCCCAUACCUUUGUUACAAGAACGGAGGAGGUGCUUUCUUCAUCCCAUACCUCAUCUUCCUGUUUGCUUGUGGGAUACCGGUCUUCUUCCUGGAGACGUCUCUGGGUCAGUACACCAGUGAAGGAGGCAUCACCUGCUGGAGGAAGAUCUGCCCUCUGUUUGAAGGAGUGGGUUAUGCCACCCAGGUGAUUGUUGGUCUGCUCAACAUCUACUACAUCAUAGUGUUAGCCUGGGCCAUCUUCUUCCUGUCCAACUCCUUCACCUGGGAUCUGCCCUGGGCCUCCUGCAACAACACCUGGAACACAGAUUCCUGUAUGGCAUUUCAGAGGGGGAAUAGCACCAUCAAUCACCAUGAGAACGCCACCUCUCCUGUCAUUGAGUUCUGGGAACGCAGAGUUCUGAGAAUUUCCUCAGGUAUUGAUCACAUCGGCUCUCUAAAUUGGGACCUAGUUAUCUGUCUGGUGGUUGCUUGGAUUAUCUGCUACUUCUGCAUCUGGAAGGGAGUCAAGUCUACUGGCAAGGUGGUUUACUUCACAGCCACCUUCCCUUACGCCAUGCUGCUGGUCCUGCUGAUCAGAGGGGUCACCCUGCCAGGAGCGUCAAGGGGAAUCCACUUCUACCUCUACCCCGAUCUGGGGCGGCUGUCUGACCCACAGGUAUGGAUGGAUGCUGGAACUCAGAUCUUCUUCUCCUAUGCCAUCUGCCUGGGCUGCCUCACCGCCCUGGGAAGCUACAACAAAUACAACAACAACUGCUACAGGGAUUGCCUGUCGCUCUGUUUCCUGAACAGUGGAACCAGUUUUAUCGCAGGUUUUGCCAUCUUCUCUAUCCUGGGCUUCAUGUCCUACGAGCAGAACGUGCCCAUCUCAGAAGUGGCUGAAUCUGGUCCAGGUUUGGCCUUCAUCGCCUAUCCUCGUGCUGUGUCUAUGAUGCCUUUCUCCCCUCUGUGGGCCUGCUGCUUCUUCAUUAUGAUUGUCUUCCUGGGUCUGGACAGUCAGUUUGUGUGUGUGGAGAGCCUUGUGACAGCCAUGGUGGACAUGUAUCCCUCCACCUUCCGACGUAAAAACCGCAGGGAGCUCUUCAUCCUGGCAGUGGCCGUGGUGUCCUUCCUCCUGGGGCUCAUCAUGUUGACAGAGGGCGGCAUGUACGUCUUCCAGCUCUUUGACUACUACGCAGCCAGUGGGAUGUGCCUGCUCUUUGUGGCUAUUUUUGAGACUGUUUGCAUUGCCUGGAUUUAUGGUGCUGACCGUUUCUAUGACAACAUAGAGGACAUGAUUGGCUAUCGCCCCAGCCCUGUCAUCAAAUACUGCUGGCUUUUCUUCACCCCUGCUACAUGCUUUGGAACAUUUGCCUUCGCCUUGAUCAAGUACUCACCUCUGAAGUACAACAAUGAAUAUGUAUACCCAUGGUGGGGCCAUGGGAUAGGCUGGCUCCUGGCCCUGUCCUCCAUGCUGUGUAUCCCUGUCUGGAUAGCACUGAAGCUUUACUCCACCCCUGGAACACUGAGAGAACGCUUCGUUCUCUUGACCACUCCUUCUGAUGAGUUACCGAAGACGAAACAAGAACAGGAGAAGCUGCUGGCCAUCUUCGCAGCAGACGGCGACAGCCACCAUCAGAAAUCCCCUCCCACUAAGGACGGCUACUUCCCUGUUGACGAAAAGGAGUCUCAUUGCUAGAGACUUGAGGGUUGGAAUCAGAGCCUCGUAGAGGUCGAAGGUCACUCCUCAGCUUUGACACUCUGUCUGGCCCCAUCCCAAUUCUCUCUGCAAUACCUCACCAGACAAGGUGGCGAAACAGGCACGGACUUUAGGCGUCACCUGACUUGUAACUGCUGAUCUGCUGCUGGAGCUUUGUACACUGCCCUCUGUAUGAUGGCAACAGCAUUCCUUUCACCGGUUGGUUAUCAUUCUAUUUACCAGUGGCAGUCAUAUGUACACUUGAAAAAAAUGUGGCCAUUGUUGUCACACAGUGGCUGAGAUUUCACAUUUGAUGGUGUCUGCUUUCUAAGGAAGCAUUUUUUUCUGUUAUGGACAUCUCUAAUGUUCAGUUUUUCUGACACGACAUUCCGGUUACUUUAUAGACUCUAACAGUAAAUAUGCUGCGGAUGGAGCACAAGAGGCGUCACAUGAAUCGAAGCUGUGUGUGUUUAAAAAAACAUACUAAUAAUGAAUGCUUGAGAAUUAUAUGUAGCUGAACUGACCACAAAACAAUUAAGCAUUGCGAUGUCGUUAUGUGCUCUUUUGCAGUCUUCUGAUUAUUGACAUGAUUUUAAUUUAGUCUGUUCUGCCUUAUCUCUAAUGCAUUGAAUGUUAUGAAGUGGAAAUUUUAAGUGCCUGGAGGAGACAGUUGUGCCACUUAGAUAAUCUGAAGAGGGCAGGCUGGGUGAAGGGUUUCAUUCCAAAUCUCUCUUGUCAUCUGUCUUUCUGCUGUAUAAUAAUGAACUCUUUAGAUGUUGGAAUGAGUUUAUGAUCAUUGAUUGCUGAUAGUGAAAACUUUUACAUAUAUAACUUUUAUA